Molecule: messenger RNA, 1449 nt
Organism: Galeopterus variegatus (Sunda flying lemur)
Lineage: Eukaryota; Metazoa; Chordata; Mammalia; Dermoptera; Cynocephalidae
Gene: CLMP
Product: CXADR-like membrane protein
Exons: 7
Coding region: 230-1348 (372 amino acids)
Cellular component (GO): cell surface; membrane; cytoplasmic microtubule
Source: RefSeq, a predicted model, not a curated record
CGGUGGCGCCUUUCCGCCUCGCCUUUUCCUCCCCGACCCCGGUCCGGGUUGUCCUCCGGGCGCGAGCUGGUGGGGCGGGCGCUGGAAGCCCCUCUGCGCCCGGGAGCGCAGGGCGCAGGGGAUCCGGGGCGCGGGGCCGAUCUCGCGCCCUCCGAUGGCUGCAGCCGCCCCGCGCGCCCCGGAGCCAGGCAGCGGCUGAGCGGGGGAGUGCCCGCGUCCGGAGAUCGGGAUGUCCCUCCUUCCUCUCUUGCUAGUUUCCUACUGUGUUGGAACCUUCGGGACCCACACUGAGAUCAAGAGAGUGGCAGAGGAAAAGGUCACUUUGCCCUGUCACCAUCAACUGGGGCUCCCAGAAAAAGACACCCUGGAUAUUGAAUGGCUGCUCACCGAUAAUGAAGGGAACCAAAAAGUGGUGAUCACGUACUCCAGUCGUCAUGUCUACAAUAACUUGACUGAGGAACAGAAAGGCCGAGUGGCCUUUGCUUCCAAUUUCCUGGCAGGAGAUGCUUCCCUGCAGAUUGAGCCUCUGAAGCCCAGUGAUGAGGGCCGGUACACCUGCAAGGUGAAGAAUUCAGGGCGUUAUGUGUGGAGCCAUGUCAUCUUAAAAGUCUUAGUGAGACCAUCCAAGCCCAAGUGUGAGUUGGAAGGAGAGCUGACGGAAGGAAGUGACCUGACUUUGCAGUGUGAGUCAUCCUCUGGCACAAAGCCCAUUGUGUAUUACUGGCAGCGAAUCCGGGAGAAAGAAGGGGAGGAUGAACAUCUGCCUCCCAAAUCUAGGAUUGACUACAACAACCCUGGACGAGUUCUGCUGCAGAAUCUUACCAUGUCUUCCUCUGGACUCUAUCAGUGCACAGCAGGCAAUGAGGCUGGGAAGGAAAGCUGUGUGGUGCGAGUGACUGUACAGUAUGUACAAAGCAUCGGCAUGGUUGCAGGAGCAGUAACAGGCGUAGUGGCUGGAGCCCUGCUGAUUUUCCUCUUGGUGUGGCUGCUAAUCCGAAGGAAAGACAAAGAAAGAUAUGAGGAAGAAGAGAGACCUAAUGAAAUUCGAGAAGAUGCUGAAGCACCAAAAGCCCGCCUUGUGAAACCUAGCUCCUCUUCCUCAGGCUCUCGGAGCUCACACUCUGGUUCUGCCUCUACUCGCUCCACGGCAAAUAGUGCCUCCCGCAGCCAGCGGACACUGUCAACCGAAGCAGCACCCCAGCCAGGACUGUCCACCCAGGCAUACAGCCUAGUGGGGGCAGAGGUGAGAAGUUCUGAGCCAAAGAAAGUCCACCAUGCCACUCUGACCAAAGCAGAAACAACACCCAGCAUGAUCCCCAGCCACAGCAGAGCCUUCCAAGCUUUCUGAACUAGAAUGGACUUGACUCCAAUGCUUUCCCAGGAGUUGGGGUCUUAGGACUCUUCUAGUCACUGGAGCUCAGACACCAGCCACACAACCCCCUCCAACCA